Cornus florida is the source of this 1046-nucleotide messenger RNA. RefSeq names its product transcription factor bHLH162-like. Gene Ontology annotation, cellular component: RNA polymerase II transcription regulator complex. The transcript has 3 exons. Bases 50 to 685 code for a protein of 211 amino acids. Lineage: Eukaryota; Viridiplantae; Streptophyta; Magnoliopsida; Cornales; Cornaceae. The record is from RefSeq and is a predicted model, not a curated record. Gene Ontology annotation, molecular function: DNA-binding transcription factor activity, RNA polymerase II-specific; protein dimerization activity; RNA polymerase II transcription regulatory region sequence-specific DNA binding. Gene Ontology annotation, biological process: regulation of transcription by RNA polymerase II.
CAAUUUUUUUUUUGUUUAUUGGAUGCUUGUUUCUCUGUGAAUUAAGGAUAUGGAGAUCAGCGCCUCUUCUUCAAAAACUCUAAGAAAAGACAGAAAGCUCAUAGAGAAGAAUAGAAGGAAUCAAAUGAAGAGUCUCUACUCCGAGCUCUACUCCCUCCUCCCAAAUCAUACCUCCAAGGAGGCACCAGCACUGCCUGAUCAGAUAGAUGAAGCCGUAAAAUACAUAAAAAUGUUGCAACAGAAGUUGGAGAAGAGCAAGAACAUGAAGGAGAACUCGUUGGGCAGCAAAAGAUCGUAUACAUGCACUACAAAUGAAAUGAAUGCCUAUAACACGAGUUUAAAAUCACCUUUAAUUGAGAUUCACCAAAUGGGUCCUGCUCUACAUGUGGUUUUGAUAAGUGGUCUAUCUAAUCAGUUCAUAUUCUAUGAGGUUAUUCGCAUGGUUCAUGAAGAAGGUGCUGAGGUUGUGAAUGCCAGUUUUUCUAUGGUGGGAAAUUCCAUUCUCUAUGUAGAAUAUCCAAAGAUUGGAGAAUCUACGUUCAAUUUUGGAGCUGCAACGAUAUUCGAGAAGCUAAAAGUGUUUGUUCAUGAAUCCACUAGCAAGGUAGAAGAAUUAUGGGAUUUUGAAAUCCAACCAGAAAUUUGGGAGUUCGAAAUUCCACAAAUAAAGCAUAUGGGAAUUUAGAUUUUAACCGAUUACUCUAAAUUCUGUUUCUCCCUCCCCAAGUUGUCAAUCAAAGAUUCGGCUCAUAGAUAAUUUGAUGUAAAAUGCAAUGCUUUUUCCUUUGACUUUUGAACCAAGAACAUACAAAUUAAGCUUGGCAUUUUAAGCAUUUCACUAAGGGCAUCACUUCCCAAAAAUAUGGCUAAAGAGUGGAAGUCAUUUAAGGAAAAAAUAAUAAUAAUAAAUAAAUAAAUAUACCUAAAAUUGAUCUCCCGCAUCAAUUGUAAUAAUAAAUCCCAUUUUCCUCCAUUAUCCUAAAUUAGAUGGUGAAGUUUACCUUCUCAACAAAAUUAUCAUCCCAACAUCCCAUCCAAACAAGCCC